Messenger RNA from Dracunculus medinensis (Guinea worm), 1005 nucleotides. The record is from the annotation of a GenBank genome assembly. NCBI's taxonomy places the organism in Eukaryota, Metazoa, Nematoda, Chromadorea, Rhabditida, Dracunculidae.
AUGUUAAGAGAAACUGAGGAUUUUGGAUUUAAUGAGCCUCGUGCAAAACAAAAAAUACAAACAAUUGCAAUCACUAACAGAAUCAUUUUUGGACCACAUUUGUUAUGGUGUAUUAGUAUUCACCGCAGAAAAUUUCCUAACAGUUCCACUAGUAAUCUCCAUCCUUAUUCUAAAAUUCUUACUGUAAAUUUGAAAAAUAUAAUUCUUAAUGGCGUAACAAAAUUAAACAAUACAGAUAAUUUUUUAGAGCGAAAUGUCAUUAGAGCAAAGCGAUUUAUCAGACAUUUGCACCUUAGAAUCUAUAAUGAAAUUCGAGACAGUCAUGGCAAUUAUAUUAUACCAUAUGUCAUUACCGGUCCUUAUACCUAUCAUCAAUACGCGGUGAUUCAUGGUGCAUUUGAAACGAUCGCAGAAAAUACUUGCAUAAGAUUCAAACCAAGGACAUUCGAGCCGAAUUUUAUCGAUCUACAAAAUAGAUAUGGAGAAGGAUGUUGGUCAUGGAUUGGAAAACAUGGUGGACAAAGUAUAGUGAAACUUGAAGCAAGCAAUAUGGAAAAUUGUAUUAGGCAUCAAACCGUCUUGCAUGAAUUGUUCCAUGCAAUCGGUUUAAGUCAUGAACAUGCUCGAGCAGAUCGUGAUCAUUUCGUUAGAAUAAUUUAUGAUAAUAUUAGGCGAGUUUAUGCUUUUUUUGAUGAUGAUGAUUGUUUAUAUAAUUUCGAGAAGAGCGAUUUUGAAACAUUUGGUUUUCCCUAUGAUUAUGGAAGUAUUAUGCAUUAUAGCAAAUUUAUGUGCCAACGAACAAGGGGAGCACUAACAAUUUUAGCACCUUAUCAUUUGACGAACUUAAUUGGCAUUGGACAUGAUGCAAGCCCAGUUGAUUACUAUAAAAUAUGUGCACUCUACAAUUGUCGUUAUUGCAUGGGUCAACGUUUUAAUCUUGCAGAAAAAGUUAGAGCAAUACAAGCUCAUUCAUUUAGGAUCUUCUACAGCACUUGGAUUUUUUAA